UUAAAGGCUGUCCACGCCUUCAGAAACAGUCUGGAUGACUCGAGUGAGCGUCAACACAUCGCCAUGGCGCUACAUCAACAGCGUCAGGCCAAAUGUCGUGAAGUUCGCGCCGCGUCUUUGGCUCAGCAGCUUAAUCAGCACAUAAAGUCGCCAAGUAGCACCCGAAUGGCUGAUAACAUCCGAGAGUUCUACCGAACUCCCACGAUGCUAGCAGAAGACGAACCGCUCUUCUCCGCAGAUCAACCCAAUCAGGAGAAACUGGAAGAGGGUGGAGGCGGUGAUAUUUGGGGGGCUGCCUCCCUGGAUGACCCCAGCACGACGAGUUACGAUGUUAAUAGUCUGGCGGAUGACUCUGGCGCGCAAGAGUCUCAGUUGCGGCCUACUACAAACGAAGCGUUUGCGGACGGAGGAGGAUCGCCGAACGCCAACCCUGCCUUGGACUUCGUCGCUCGAUGCAGACACAUUAGUAGACACCGGUCCCUCGACUUCGACAAAUCGACGCCGAAAAUCGACGAAAACGACUCCCGCGCCACCACCUCCACCCACAAAGAGAAUACAGGCUCGGAGAUCCUCUUCCGGCUCCUCCACAUCCUCUCUAACAUAGUUCAGCCAUCCACAGUCAUUGAUACUUACUAUGCAAGCCUUCGUGUAGUCGACGCAUUCAAAGCAAGCCUUCCAAGCCGAUUGGCCGGUUUGAACCGCGAGAGCGUGACCUCAUUGCAUCGCGCAAUGACUACGUGCACUAAACAACCCUCGCUCACCUCCUUGAAUUCUGAGGCUGACACCUUGCCCUCCCAGCCUGAACCCCCGGCUUCCCAACUGCGACCAAGCCCCUCCCCUGGGUUUCAUUAUCCAAAGGCUCCUCCAUCACCCCGGCCCCUUAGUUGA
Messenger RNA from Mesocestoides corti, 888 nucleotides. Lineage: Eukaryota; Metazoa; Platyhelminthes; Cestoda; Cyclophyllidea; Mesocestoididae. The record is from the annotation of a GenBank genome assembly.